This is a messenger RNA of Alosa alosa (allis shad), 5462 nucleotides long. It is a transcript of the gene oga, whose product is annotated as O-GlcNAcase. Gene Ontology annotation, molecular function: beta-N-acetylglucosaminidase activity. The record is from RefSeq and is a predicted model, not a curated record. Bases 561 to 3410 code for a protein of 949 amino acids. Gene Ontology annotation, biological process: glycoprotein metabolic process. The transcript is spliced from 16 exons. Lineage: Eukaryota; Metazoa; Chordata; Actinopteri; Clupeiformes; Clupeidae.
AAUCUAGAUGGUCGAGCUUGCGCAGUAGGUGUAAACAGGAAGAAACCUCUGAUAAUACAGUAAAUGUUCGCAUAGAGGAGUUCAAGAAAGCGUUGGAACCGAUGUUAUACUUGUGUUAUGAGCGUGUAAUGUAAAUUGCGUGAAAUCGGUAUAUUUUUCGCAACAGAUAGUGUUGGUCUUCAAUAUGUAAUUUAUGCCAUUUUAAAGGCACCGAACGACUGUUGCUAACACUUAACGUUAAGUACCCUGCUAACGUGAGCUAGCAAACGUUAACGUUAUUACCAGUGUAGUCUAUUCCUAUUAGUAUUUUGACAGAUUUGGUGUGUGCCUUUCUUUUAACGGUCCCACCAUAAUCUUGCAUUAUUUAGGCAAUCAUACGGUGGUCGCUGUGGUUUGAUGAUAACAGGGUAACGUCGCUAUGCUUCAUCUUUGUUCGUUUUUAAGUCGACGUGAGGUGGCCUACUAACCUACUAUUUGGUGUCCUGCACAAAUACGUCCCUCUUGCAAGCAUAGCAGCAUAGCUGACAUACAAUAUAUCAGGAAACACGGAGUCGAUAGAAAUGGUUCAAAAAGAUAAAACAGUGGACGCUUCCCAACCAGAGAAUGAAGCAAGUCCCAGUCCGGGAUCUGUAGAAGCCUGUGUCGAUGCUCCGGGCUCCGUCGAAGGACCCAUUAUCGGGGUCGAGAGAACAGGCCGGAGAAAAUUCACCAGUGGAGUCGUCGAGGGGUUCUAUGGGCGGCCAUGGACAAUGGAACAAAGAAAAGAGCUUUUCAGGAGGCUACAGAAGUGGGGGUUGAACACAUACUUGUAUGCACCAAAAGAUGACUACAAACAUAGAAUGUUCUGGAGAGAAAUGUAUUCAGUUGAGGAGGCAGAGCAACUUAUGACCUUGAUCAGCGCAGCAAAGGAAUAUGGGAUUGAGUUCAUCUAUGCCUUGUCCCCUGGCCUGGAUAUCACCUUCUCCAAUCAGAAGGAGGUGACCACGCUAAAGAGGAAGCUCGACCAGGUUACUCACUUUGGGUGCAAGUCUUUUGCCUUACUUUUUGAUGACAUCGACCACAACAUCUGCCCAGCAGACAAGGAAGUGUUCAGCUCUUUUGCACACGCCCAGGUGUCAAUCACCAAUGAGAUCUUCCAGUAUCUGGGAGAGCCGGAAACAUUUUUAUUUUGUCCUACUGAAUAUUGUGGGACCUUUUGCUAUCCAAAUGUGGCCCAGUCACCAUACCUCCGCACCAUUGGAGAGAAACUGCUUCCUGGCGUUGAAGUGCUGUGGACAGGCCCUAAGGUUGUGUCCAAAGACAUAACGGUUGAGUCUAUUGAAGAGGUGUCCAAGAUCUUGAAGAGGGCACCAGUCAUCUGGGACAACAUCCACGCUAAUGACUAUGACCAAAAAAGGCUGUUUUUGGGCCCCUACAAAGGCCGGUCUACAGAGCUCAUCCCCCGCCUGAAGGGCGUCCUCACCAACCCCAACUGUGAAUUCGAGUCCAACUAUGUGGCCAUCCACACCUUGGCCACGUGGUACAAGUCCAACAUGAACGGUGUGCGGAAAGACGUUGUCAUGACGGACAGUGAGGACAGCACAGUUUCCAUCCAGAUCAAGCUGGAGAACGAGGGGAGUGAUGAGGAGCUGGAGACGGACAUGCUCUACAGUCCCCAGCUGGCCCUGAAGAUGGCCCUCAGCGAGUGGCUGAGCGAAUUUGGGGUGCCCCAUCAAUAUAACAGUCGGCAGGUACCCCACAGUGGAGCCAAUAGCACGGCCAUUGAUAUCUCCUCCCUGGGCAGCCCGGGGAUCGGUGCCACCACCACAGUCACCACCAUCUUCCAGCAGCCCAUCAUGAGUCCCGCCCCAGCGGCUCUGGCCCCCGAGCCGCUCCCACUGGGCAAGGAGGACGAGGAGGUGGAGGAAGAGGAGGCGAAGAAAGAGUCGGACGAGGAGCCCAUGGAGACGGCAGCCGAGAAGCAGGAUGAGGCAGAGACGGAGGCUGAGGAGGUGGCCGCCGAGGCGGAGGACGUGAGCCAGAUCCUGACGGAGAUUGUCCAAGCCAAGAUGACGACCGAGGAGCUGCGGCCCAUGGACACGGACAAGGAGAGCCUGGGCGAGUCCAAGUCGCCCGAGAUGUCCGUGCAGGAAGACUCAGGCAGCGACAUCGCGCCCAUGCAGACGGACGAGCAGCAGCAGCAGCUGCUGCAGCUACAGCAGCAACAACAACAGCAACAGCAACAGCAGCAGCUGCUGAUGAUGAGCCAGGCCAAGGAGCCGGCCUUCGUGCCAGGCCCAAAUGAGAAGCCGCUCUACACGGCCGAGCCGCUCACCUUGGACGACCUGACACUACUGGCCGAGCUCUUCUAUCUUCCCUACGAGCACGGGCCCAAGGCCGCGCACAUGCUCAAGGAGUUCAACUGGCUGCGUGCCAACAGCAGCAUUGUCAGCGUCAACUCUGAGGACAAGGACCCAGAGAAGGCUCAGGAGUGGAAGAACCGAGCGGAGAAGUUCGAGGAGAUGUGCUGCUCCGUCAUCCAGAUGUUCACGCGCCUCUCCAACUCGGCGAACCGGACCAUCCUGUACGACCUGUACCCCUACAUCUGGGACAUCAAGAGCAUCAUCUCUAUGGUGAAGUCUUUUGUGCAGUGGCUAGGGUGUCGUAGUCAGUCCUCUGCACAGUUCUUAAGUGGAGACCCAGAGCCAUGGGCCUUUAGGGGAGGUCUAGCAGGAGAGUUCCAGCGAUUGUUGCCAAUAGAUGGGGCAAACGAUCUUUUCUACCAGCCUCCACCAUCCAUGCCCACCUCCAAAAUCUAUUCCAUACGGCCAUACUACCCCAAAGAUGAGGCAUCUAUUUACCAGAUCUGCAGAGAGAUGUACACUGAAGGCUGUGAUGAAAUGCCAUUCUCAGAUCAAGACCCAGAUCUGAUUGGAGAUCGGUUAGUGGGUGGUUUCCUGAGUCUGAGCCCAGACUACGGCUUUGUGCUGGAGGAUGAGGAGGGGAUCUGUGGCUAUGCUUUGGGUACUAUGGAUGUCAAGCCCUUUGUCAAGAAGUGCAAAGUCAGCUGGAUCCCCUGCAUGCAGGAGAAGUACACCAAGCCCGAGGGUGACAAAGAGCUUUCUGAGGCUGAGAAAAUGAUCCUGAGCUUCCAUGAGGAGGAGGAGGGUCUGCCUGAGUCCUUCCUUGGGAACUUUCCAUCUCUCAUAAAGGUUGACAUCCAUGCUAAGGUCACUGACCCCAGCGUGGCCAAAAGCAUGAUGGGAUGCCUUCUUUCCUCACUGAAAGCCAAUGGCUCUCACGGUGCCUUCUGUGAAGUGAGACAGAUGGAUAAGAGGAUGUUGGACUUUUACAGCAAACUGGGCUGCUUCGAGGUGGCCAAGAUGGAAGGCUUUCCCAAAGACAUCAUCAUUAUGGGGAGAAGCUUAUGAGCCUCUGGAAUGUGGUCUUAGAAGAGCGUGAGGGAAGACAUCUUAAAAGGAAUGGUGUUGGAAGGAAGAGCACAGACAGUGUCAAACAAAGGCCUUCAAUAUGUCUGCAAUCUUUCAAGACUCAGUGGUUACUUUGCUUUCCUUGUGUUUUUCUUUUUCUUGUAGUUCACCUCAACAAUAAGAUUUUAACCAAGGUAGCCUAUUCUGAAGUUGUGCACUGAAGGUUUCUGUAGAAUGCUGUUGCUUAAGUGAACCUUUUUUCCCCUUUCACUUAAACCCUUUGCUCAGGCACUCGGAACUCUGGUAGAGGGUGGGGCUUGAAGGGGAGGUGCAGUGUUCCUUUGGGCUGGAGAGGGAUGACUCUCCAGUAUCCUUUGGAAAUGAAGGGCACUUGUACUAUGCAUGCUCAGAUGGUUGAGGCUGAACCACCAUUAUCGGUCUCCCUCUACGUUCGUUUGUGUGUGUGUGUGAGAGAGACAUGGUGGACUGAAUCUGAAUUUUGUUGCGAGUGCUUUGUACGUGAGGGUGUAAGUUAGUGAGUGAGCAUGAGAGGAAUGUGUGCCUGAAUGAGAGAGAAAGUAACAGGAGUAAACCCCUAGACGUGAGGCUGUGAAGAGCAAGGCCCUCCUGAAUCUCAUACAGACUUGGCCUUUGCAGGACCCCAGAGGCCCUUAGCGUGCCUGAGCCAGAUUAUAUCUGUCCACUCGUAUUCCAGCCUUUUCUUGGAACUACUCUCACCAACUAAGCACAUCAUGGUGUAUUUAAACAGCAUGGCCAGUAAGUGAUAGACAUCAGCUGUGUAACCUAUGUUGGGAGUCAGUGGGCUUCUCUGCUCCCCGCCCAGGGGUGAUGGUGACCUUGUGAGGUCCUCACACAUGAAGGUCAAAUGUAUGGACAUUAGAGGCUCGCCGGUCCUGAAACAACUAUUCAUAUAUGGACCAGUAUAGCAGUGCCAUGAAAGCAGUGUGGUCUCAAACCAUCCAUACUUUUGAUAUCAAGAGUGGCUCUGUGAUGGUUUUGCUUGAGCACAGAAUUGCCUUUAGGCCUGUUGCCUUCUCCCAUAUGUUCAUGUAAUGGGAUACAUUUUUUUUUUUUCUGGAACUUUGAUGACAAGUGAAGCUAGAUGGAGGAAAGCUUGUGGGAUAUCUUGGUUGUCAGGAAAACCAACUAUAGAGGUAGACCUGCUCCUAACUUUGACCAACCUGUCCAAUUCGGAUUAUUUGCUCUAAAUGUAUACUAUGAAGAGCUUCCAAAUAGACCAGCAGCCAAUAACUUUUUAAUGCAGUGAAGCUUUUAAUUCGAUAUGUUGGUCCUGUAAUAUAACCUAAAUGUCUAGAGAUGUUUUGCUGUCUGUAUUGAUCUUCUCUCAGUUUGUGUCCAGUAACACAGUUGCCAAAGUGAGGACAGAUGUCUCCAUAGUGACUGGUGCCAUGGUAGGCAUGGGACCAUCACAGAAGAGACGAGGCCUCCCGUGGCAGCAUUUCCAUGUUUUACAUAAUUAGGUGGAUUGUUUUCAAGAUUUAAAAUGAAGAUGAAGCACUUUGGUCAAAAUAUCUUAUUUUGCCACAUACUCUUGGCCUCCUUGACUUUUAUUUUGGUUUUGAAAGAAAGGCACACGAACGGUGAAGUGGAUUUCAUACCCAGGAGUGGGGCGUCUUUGCCCAGUCAGACUGCCAAGUGGUCUUCCACCUCCUUCAUUCCUGUGCAUAUUCUAUUGAAAUUUGAUUUUCUACUUAAUUGGUAACCCUAAGAGGUCACAGGGACUGAAAAGUAAUCACCUUGUUUUCAGGUGGUGUUCACGGGGAAUCCCUCUCCAGCCCAUUAGACUCCCUGGUUAUUCUUGUGGUGUUUUUGUAAAUCACAACUUCACUUUUGGCCCAUGAACCGUUCUCAUGUCUUACCUCCAUACUGUUACUGCGGAGGAAAAACAGAUCACCCAGAAAUGACAAGGGCUGAAAUUGCUCUAACAUUUAUUGAAGGUGUAAUGGUGUGUGUACAUAUUUAAAAGAAAAAAGGUGAAUAUUUCCAUUUUUUGGAAUGUUGUGUGUGGGG